This is a messenger RNA of Aaosphaeria arxii CBS 175.79, 4064 nucleotides long. RefSeq lists its product as uncharacterized. Lineage: Eukaryota; Fungi; Ascomycota; Dothideomycetes; Pleosporales. Bases 187 to 3705 code for a protein of 1172 amino acids. The record is from RefSeq and is a predicted model, not a curated record. The transcript is spliced from 3 exons.
CCACAACACACAACACAUACCAGCUUUUUGGCAAUCCUCACAUUCUUGCCACGACUCCUCCGCGCGAUGAAAAGCUAGUACCUCCCCUUUCAACACUCACAUUUUGACCUUACUCACUUUGCACUCCGCGUGCAACGCGUUGUUUUGGUCCCAUCCUCCACGUCCCCACGCAUCUUCACCUUCGCGAUGGCUGCCGCUCGUAGCAAGGCCCCGGCCAUUGGGUCCGCCCAAUGGAUUCUCGAUGAGAGACAUCAAUCAAAUGAUUUAGUAGCGCAGGAGGCGGAAGAUUUUGGCUUCACGGUGCGCAAUGAGCUUGAGUGGCUCAACGAACACAUGGCGGAGAUCUUCGCGCACAACGGCCAGAACAACCUGGAUGUAUUCAAGACACCCGGCAAGUUGCGCGGAAAGACGCCUCGUACAGCGCGCAAGAAGGCCAUAGAGCAGCGUCAGCCACUUGGCGACAUCUUCUCGCCCAACUCGCAAGUUCGACCCAGUCCCGCUCAGCAAAGCCUUAAGAACCACAUGCAAAAGGCCCCGAAAGCAAGAUUCCAGAUCGCCGAAGAUUACGAGAACCUCGCUCCCAUCCGAUCACCAGUUGCCCCAGUUGCCCAGUCGCCUGUCCGACAGCUCUUUUCUAAGGCUUUGGGCAAAGGCAAAGAAAACAGAGAUUCCCCAUACCGCGCAAUCGCCCGCGUAGAAGAGACCGCGGCUCAGCUCGACCUCAACUCAUUUCCCGCUCCUCCCCAGUCCAGCCCUCUCCGAGCAACACAAGACACUGCAGUCAGCUCUCAGGCCGAGACCGUAUUCACCCAGACCGGCACACAGUCUACUCAACAGACAAUCGCCACCGAGUCUUUCCGUCACUCUCUGCUUGUCGAGGAGACCGAGCGACGCGACACGGGUGACUCAUUUGUUUCUGCCAAGGAAUAUGGAAGCAAGAACGCGUCCAAAGAGAAUUUGCGCGCAGUUUUUGAUGACGACGAAGCCGAGGACGCGAUCGACUUGGUCGGUGACAAGAUGGAUAUUGAUCAGGAUGAUGCUCAAGACACCAUGAUUCGUCACGAAAUCAGCUCUGCCCAAGGUGAUGAUACUGCUGUUCAUCACGAAGUACAUGACUCUGCACCAACACCCCGAGUGGAGUCCGAGACGUACACCAUUUCAACCGAGACUCACGCUUUUACGAAAACCGAAUUUGAACGAGUUUCCAGCCCAGCUAUGAAGAGCGCUCUCGGAUCCGACCAGGACUUGGAGAUUCCAGCAGAGGACAAUGCUAUGGACGAUACUGUCGUUCACCACGACAUUGAAGAUCAGAUGGACGUGGAUGACGAUGACGACAUUCGAUCACCUUCCGAUCACUCCAGCCCCGUGAAGCUUGUUCGCAAGAGCAGCCUCACUUUUGCGUCACUCCCUGCCCGGGAGCCGCUUCUAGCGAAGAAGAGCAUGGGCAACCGUAACUCUCGCACAAGCCACAUCGAUCAGACCAAGGUUCGUAACAGCAAUCUCGGUAGAUUCACAGGAGGAAAGAGCCUAGGUGGCGCCCAAUACACUCAAUCCGCUACUCAUGACGACGAGAUGGAUAACAAUGAACGCCCCGAACUCAAGAAUGAAGAAUCGGAGGCCACCAAAAUGCACAGCCACGCGUACACCAAGAGCAUUAAAGACAGGAUCAACUUGCUCGGCCAGGAUAAUGAGCCCCCAAAGCGAGUCAGCCAGAAUGUCAACCUUUCCCAGUCUUCACAGCCCGUCCAGGCGCAGAAUCCAGCUCCUAUCCAACCUCCACAGUAUAAGCAACCCGCUUACCCCCAACUCCCAGCAGAGGAUAUGGACGUGGACAUGGACAAGGACGACGAAGAGGAUGAUUGGAUCUCUCCCAUUCGACCCACUCCCGCUGCCAACAAUGCCAGGCCACCUUUCGCAAAGAGCUAUUCUGCCGACACCCAGGCUACUGCUACGAAGACACCAGUUCUUGCGAAGCCGGUAGCUGUAUCCAACCCGAAUCUCCCAGCAGCACCAACAACCACCACGCCAUUCGGUUCACCUACUGGUAAGAAAAAUGUGGAUAACGGCCCUAUCAGUGCGUCCAAGGCUAAGCUAUAUUCUGCCCUCCGCGCAGCCAAGGGCAUUCUCAUCGGUUCAAGUGCAGCAAGUGCUCAGGCGAAGUUGGACGCUCUCGGUGAGAGCCCAGCUCGCCCCAAACUUCAAGCACAGAGCUCGUCCGAAGACAUCUUCAGCAGCCCUAAGCGCACGGAGAAGCCUGGAUUGUUUUCCCAUUUGCGCUCCCCAUCAAAGGAGUCACUCAGGUCCAACAAGUCCAAGGUCGCAACAGUGCCGGGAAGUCCUGUCAAGGAAGAGACCCGCCGCACUCGCAGUUCUUCGGAGCGCGAGAGGUUGAGGGAGAGAGAGAUCAAGGAGAGGGAUGUGAAGGAGAAGAAUCGUGCUGAGGAGCGUUUGAAGGAAAUGCGUGAGCGUGAGCAGUCCAAGGCGGCCGCUCAUUAUCAGAAAGCGAAAGCGACUGCCAAAACGCCAGUCGCUGCACCUCCUCAGAACGUUCAGCCAUCCGCAACCGCGUCUACAAAGACCCCCGUAGCCCAGCAAGGGCCCUCUCGACCGGGUACCACACGAAUGAACACUGCCCAGCGCCAGGACCAGGACUCAGGUGAUGAGAUGCCUCCACCCCCACCGCCAAAGAGCUUCCUGCCGACUGGCACCAAGGUCCGAGAACCGAGGCGCCUAGUAAAGGCCUCUAGCAAGGACACGUUGUCGAGGGCUAAGCCUCAGGCUCCUCAAAAGAUUCAAGUCAAUCUCCAUCAAGGUCAUUUCCCUCAAUCCUCCCGUCCAGCUUCGCGAGCUGCAACACAGGCACAGGCACCGGCAACUACCAAAGCUGCCCCAUCCGCCAGACCUGUUCCUGCUGCAGCCAAACCUGCACCGACUAUGUCCAAGCCAUUGGCACAACCCAAGUUUGCACCAUCUGCUUCGAAACCAGCUCCUCGAAUUGGCCGUCCCCAGGCUCCUAAGGCUGUAGAGAAGCCAAAACCUGCUCCUACUCAACCACGUGCUGAUCUCGGCACCUCGCGCCCUGUAACCAAGAUGCAGACUGUGCAAGACCCAAGCCGUAUCAAUAUUCCCCCCGUCAACCCAGCGAAGCCAGCCAAGCGUCCGUUCGCAGCGGAGAAGGAUGAACCUCUUCACAGGCCAGCGAAGAGGCCAUCGCAGCAGGCGAAGCCGAAGACCGUCCCUAUGACCCCGGCACAUGCACAGUUUGCGCAUGGAAAGAUUCCAUUUGCGGAGCCUUCCCAGCCCGCCCAGCCUGCACCACCUACCAUCCAGUACCCCAACGGCGAGGACAUCAAGUUGCCUGACGUUAUGACUGAUUCUGAAGAUGAGGACUCCGAUAACGAAUUUGAGCAACCAUCCUGGGUGAAUACACCUAACCUUCGUGAGAUGUUGGAGCAGCAACAGCUCGUGGAUCCGGAGGCCGUCUUCGGACCCAUUGCCCCAUUGAACAUGGAGCAGGUCUUCCCCAACAAGGAAAGGCACAAGAAAUUCCGCGAUCGUACAAGCAGUGCAUUCUGGGGCAACGACCAGGUCACCGAAGAAGAGAAGCGAAAGGAGCGUGAAGGUCGCGAGCGCAUUGUUCGAGAUGGCGCCUGGACGUACAACCCGUCCCCACGACCUACUCCUCGGCCAACAAAGUUGCGCUGAUAGCGUAAACCCCAAGUCACGACGUACAAACGAUCAACGGAAAUAAGUUUGGCGAAGAAGGCGUAAAGUUUGUGUAACGAAAUGGAUUGUUGGGUGGGUUAUGCCCUCCAUUGGGAUUUUGUAUUUUGCAUGUUCAUAGCCCAUACGUUGGCUGUGUCAACAACAUCACUGUUUAUAAUAGGCGUUUUUAUGGGAAUACUCUGACCGGGAUGGUCACGAAACGGAUCGAUUGGCGUUCCGAUGUUUUGAACAGGCUUUUUUUUCUUCAGAGGCGUUCCAGGGGAUUUUCUACUGCUGCAUGGUUUGCAUCAACACACCUCUUCAUGAGCGCUAGCAAUGGGUAUAUUGCGAAUGAUAAC